This is a messenger RNA of Lathyrus oleraceus (garden pea), 1177 nucleotides long. Its product is annotated as uclacyanin 1. The coding region runs from base 351 to 1043 and encodes 230 amino acids. Gene Ontology annotation, cellular component: plasma membrane. NCBI's taxonomy places the organism in Eukaryota, Viridiplantae, Streptophyta, Magnoliopsida, Fabales, Fabaceae. The transcript has 2 exons. Gene Ontology annotation, molecular function: electron transfer activity. The record is from RefSeq and is a predicted model, not a curated record.
CCUGCACAUCUCUCAAAAUGUAAGACAAAGCCAAACUUUAGUUGUUGUGAAUCGAACAACUAUCACCUAAAAAUUCUACAUACACCUGUGAAUCCGCCUCAACUAACCCAAAUGCCUCUCACCCUUUCUCUUGCCCAUAAAAUUAAGUAAAGAUAAGAAUCAAUUCCAAGAGUCAAAACAAACAAGAAAAAGUGCUUCCAUUUCACCUUAAAUAUUCCUUCUUAUUUACCAACUCCAACAUUGCAACACUUAAACCAAAACCACAUCAAUAUAUAAACCUUUUUACACAAGUCAAUUCUCAAAUCAAUCAUAUCUAUCUUGGCAUUUCAUAUUCAUCAUAUUUAGAAAACAUGGGUGCAUUUCAAAUCAUUGUAAGAGUGUCUUUUAUGGCUAUGCUCAUCAAAUUGGCCAUGGCUACUAAUCACAUUGUUGGAGGACCAAAUGGUGGAUGGGAUACAAGCUCAGACCUUCAAUCAUGGGCAUCUUCUAAACAAUUUUCUAUCGGAGACAAUCUCGUGUUCCAGUAUCAACAAAACCAUGAUGUGGUUGAAGUUACAAAAGCAGAUUAUGACUCAUGCCAGCAAACAAAUGCAAUUCAAUCUUACAAUGAUGGUGCCACAACCAUUCCUCUCACAUCACAAGGAAAAAGAUACUUCAUUUGUGGAACGAUAGGACAUUGCAGCCAAGGAAUGAAGGUUGAAAUAGACACACUUGCCACUCAAAUUUCUCCUGUUUCUCCAGCAGUAGCAUCUCCUCCAAUAGCUGAUUCUCCCAUUAUUUCGAUCAUUCCUUCUGCGGCUCCCAAAGAAACUACUACUUCUUCACCUGCAGAAUCUCCUGAAUCACCAAGUCCGUUGUUCGAAACACAAGUGGAAACUCCUAUGUUAUCUCCGGUUAUUCCUUCCACUGAAUUUCUAGCUCCUAACUCUCCUCUUCCACAACAUUCACAGGAUGCAUCGGCUUCAUCGACCGUGAAAGGAAAUUUACAAGCCUUCAUUUCAAUGGUGUUGAGUUUUGCGGCAGUGUUUAUGACCUUCUUCUAAGAAUGAGAGAAAUCUCACUCAACUCAACCAUUUCUAGUGAGCCUAUUUGUGUGAAAAUUUGUUUUUGAUGUUUUUCUUUGUUACUGUGGUGUGAUUAUAUGGCUUCAAAAAUCAGUUAAAAUCAGUUUUAUUUU